CACCGACCGGAAGUGUGUGUUCGCUCACUGCUCCGUUAGAUACGUUGUCUUUUGCCCGGUUUUAACCAAAAAAUAUUAGUAAAAUAACAUAGCAUUUCGCAUAUUUUGACCUCAUGAAACCCACCGGAGGAAGAGAUACAUCAGCAUAGAGAGAAAGAAACGAGAAGGUCCAUAUCCCACAGUUCCGGUCACUGAAUUAUCUCCCAGGAUUACCGACAACGUUUUCCUCUCCUCAAGGUGUUCAAGCUUCACGUCCAUUGAAGACAUACAAAUUAAUCAUGUGCAUGUGACUAUUUUUCAUUUUGAAAAAAUGUCUUUAAAACGUGAUUUGAGAUCCCUUGGUUUUGAUCCGUCUCACAAAAAUUGUUUAGCCGGAGAGGAAUUAACCAAGGUGUAUUUGAAGCAGCGCAGAUCAGUCCUGGAGAAAGCACUGCAUGAAGAAUCACCUUUUCCACGUCUUGAAGAAAUGUCAAAACCAGAGGCAUAUGUCGUGGAGAAUAACGACAAGCUUACCAUACAGUGUCAUUUUUGUGGCAACCACAUGGCCAUGGCAACACUUCCUCCUCCUUUCCAACUCGUCUUGCCUAGUGAAGGAAGAGAAGCAAAGUCAGUGGAGAGCAGAGAUGCCGCUGUCCAAGUGGAUCUGCCGCCUACAACGAUGCUAAUGUUAAAGACCAGUAACGAGGAACACGACUCGGCCGGCCGCAGUCCUCAUGGGAACACCACAACCGGGCGCACCACGGCCGGAACCGCCACGGCGUGGUACGCCACUGUCGGGGGCCCCGCGGCUGGGUACCCCAUGGCCGGGUGCCCGCCAGCCUUUCUGAUGGACCCCAGCCCAUCUUCCAACUCAUCUCUGUCCCCACCUGGAUGGAACACCUCUGCUGGGACCACUGUUGGGAGAGGUGUGUCCCAAUGGAACACGUCGUCGCUAAAUGAAUCGGUGACCAAGCAGCACCAGGAGGCCCAACUGCCCCCAGUCGACCCAGUCCGAUCCACUACUCCCAUCUGCAUCUCCUCCUCUUCCUCCUCGGCCUCCUCCAGCCCCUCCUCAUCGCCCCGCCCCCACUCCUCGUCCACGUUCCUCCCAGUCACUCUUCCCAACCUCUAUACUUCCCUGACGCAAACCAAGAAGGACCUGACGCAAACCAAGAAGGACCUGCCGCGCCUUAAGAGGAUCCUGCCCAAAUCCAGAACUGGCCUGCAAAGCCCCGGGCCCCCAACCCUGAGCCCCCAAUCCUGCACCUCUCUGGGCCUCCGAGCACCUCCCUCUCCCCUGUUUUCCUCCCCCCCUAGGACCAGCAGCUUUGACUUGGAGGAGGGGGUGGACCUCACCCCUCCUGGCCUCAUAGCUCCUCUAAGUCCACGGCUAGCAGAGGAGGAGGAGAACGAGGAGGAGAGCCAAGCGAAAGAGGCUGUCGCGGGAGGGACGAGGGGAGCGCCUCAUGAGUGCUCUGUUUGUCUCAGGGACAUGAAGACCAAGCAGCGGCUGAUGGUCCACUUCAGGGUCCACACGGGAGAGAGGCCCUUCAGGUGUGAGUUAUGCAGCUGUGCCUUCGCACAGGUGGGAAACCUCCAAUGUCACGUGAAAAGCAAGCAUCCGCUGGCGAUCCCAGAACCCAGUGGUGGCCGCAUGCGCCGGAAAUCCUCAAAAAAGGUUGCCAUGGCGGGCGACAGCACUCCCAGCCCCCCCAAGGCAGCAGAGCUAAACGCUUCUGUUGGUUCCCAGGGAGCCAACAAAGCUCUGAGCGAUUCUAGGAACGCUAGCAAUGCUCCUGCUGAAUCCAGGCUAGCGGCCUCUGAAAACCUUGACAUUGACCGCACUGCGGGCAUUGAAUUGACUAACGUGGCUACCAUUGCUAAUGACGUUGUUGGUCGUGAACCCUCCAGUUUCCCAACUGACUUCCCAAGGAGUAGGGACUUCAGUGCUCGGGACGUCCACAACGCCAUGGAGCUCAACCCAGUCAUGGAGGUCGAUGAUGCCAAGGGAAAGGGCCUGGAGGAGGCGGUGGGUCCUGGCUGUCCUCCUGGACUCAUAGCUCCUCUUAGUCCGCAGCUAGCAGAAGAGGAGGUGGUGGGUCCUGGCUGUCCUCCUGGACUCAUAGCUCCUCUUAGUCCGCAGCUAGCAGAAGAGGAGGCGGUGGGUCCUGGCUGUCCUCCUGGACUCAUAGCUCCUCUUAGUCCGCAGCUAGCAGAAGAGGAGGCGGUGGGUCCUGGCUGUCCUCCUGGACUCAUAGCUCCUCUUAGUCCGCAGCUAGCAGAAGAGGAGGGGGUGGGUCCUGGCUGUCCUCCUGGACUCAUAGCUCCUCUUAGUCCACAGCUAGCAGAGGAGGAGUCGGUCGAGGAGGAGGGCCGAGGAAGUAAGGCGAUGGCUGGAGUGACGACUGGACGGCCCUUUGAGUGUUCCGUUUGUCACAUUGACAUGAAGACCGAGCAGCAUCUCCAGAUCCACGAGAAACUCCACACCGGCUACUGGUGUGAGUUAUGCAGGAUUUCCUAUAAAUCGGGGAAAACCCUUCGCUUUCACAUGAAGCGGAAGCAUCCGCUGGCGAUCCCAGAACCCAUUGGUGGCCACGUGCCCUGCAAAUUCUCAAAAAAGGUUGCCAUGGCGGUCGGUAGCGCUCUUAGCCCCCCCAAGGCAGCAGAGGUAAACGCUUCUGUUGGUUCCCAGGGAGUGAACAAAGCUCUGACUGAUUCUAGGAAAGCUAGAGAUGCUCCUGCUGAUUCUAAGCUGGCUGGGAACGACAACAUUCAUAUUGACUGCGCUGCGAUCAUUGGAGAGAUUACCGGGGCUAACAUUGCUAAUGACGUUGUUGGUCAUGAACCCUCCAGUUUUCCAACUGAUAGAGCGUGGAGUAGGGACUUUAGUGCUGGGGACGUCCACAACGCCAUGGAGCUCAAUGUCAUGGAGGUAAACCCUGACGUGGUGGUCAAGCCCAACGUGGAGGUCAACCCCAUCCCAGAGGUCAACCCCAUCCCGGAGGUCAACCCCGACGUGGUGGUCAAGCCCAACGUGGAGGUCAACCCCAUCCCAGAGGUCAACCCCAACGUGGUGGUCAAGCCCAACGUGGAGGUCAACCCCAUCCCAGAGGUCAACCCCAACGUGGAGGUCAACCCCAUCCCAGAGGUCAACCCCAACAUGGAGGUCAACCCCAUCCCAGAGGUCAACCCCACCCCGGAGGUCAACCCCAACAUGGAGGUCAACCCCAACAUGGAGGUCAACCCCACCGUGGAGGACAAUGACGUUGAAGGGGUCAAUGAUGCCAAGGGAAAGGGCCUGGAGGAGGCGGUGGGUCCUGGCUGUCCUCCUGGACUCAUAGCUCCUCUUAGUCCGCAGCUAGCAGAAGAGGAGGCGGUGGGUCCUGGCUGUCCUCCUGGACUCAUAGCUCCUCUUAGUCCGCAGCUAGCAGAAGAGGAGGCGGUGGGUCCUGGCUGUCCUCCUGGACUCAUAGCUCCUCUUAGUCCGCAGCUAGCAGAGGAGGAGGCGGUCGAGGAGGAGGGCCGAGGAAGUAAGGCGAUCGCUGGAGUGAGGACGGGGACGCCCUUUGAGUGUUCUUUUUGUCACAAGGACAUGAAGACCAAUCAGCUUCUCCAGAUCCACUUAAUAGUCCACACGGGGCGCUACAGGUGUCAGUUAUGUGGCAUUGCCUACAUAACGGUGGGAUCCCUUACGAAUCACAUGAGGCUGAAGCAUCCGUCCAUUUCGAGUUUCCCCACGGCAGCAGACGCUUAUGUUGGUUUCCAGGAAGCCAUCAAAUCUCAGACUGAUUCUAAGCAAGCUAGCUCCGGAGAGGCUAAUGUUUCUAACAUUGACAACACUGCUAGCUCCGGAGAGGCUAAUGUUUCUAACAUUGACAGCACUGCUAGCUCCGGAGAGGCUAAUGUUUCUAACAUUGACAGCACCACUAGCUUCGGAGAGGCUAAUGUUUCUAACAUUGACAGCACUCCGAGCUCCGGAGAGGCUAACAUUGCAAACGGUUCUGCCUUUGGUUUCAAGGAAGCUAGCAAAGCUCCUACUUAUUAUAAGCAUGGUGGUUACGACAUUGGCAUUGACAGCGUUGUUGAAGAGGUCAACGGCAUUAUGGAGGUCAACCCGAUCACGGAGGCCAAUGAUAUCAAGGGGGAGUUCAAAGACAUCACAGAGGUCAAUGACGUCUCUGAACUCAAUGUUGUCAGGGAGGCUUCCAAUGAUGUUAAGACGAAGGUCUAUGGUGUCAUGGAGCUCAAUCAUAUGGAGGACACAAACGCUGUGGUUGGCAGUGAUAUCACAGUUCUCACCAGGAGAACCCGGAGAGACCACCGGGAGCAGAGGAAAGACUUCUUCUGUCUUGAGUGUUUAGAGUGUUUCCGCAUGGAGGAAGAUCUCAUGAAACACGAAUACGAGAAGCACCCGCAUGGGGAACAACCCGAAAGCAACGACGACAACAGUAGAAGCCCGGAGCCGUUUGUUCAUCAACUGAGGUGGAGCUCUGAAGAAAACCUCUUGGCCCUUAGCACAGACUCGGAGCCAAUGAACUCUGGCGAAGUCGAGACGAAACAGACAUUGCGGCAAGGUCGAAAGAGGAAAGCUCGUUCCCCCAGACUUUCCGAAAUCCCAGUGGAAAGGGCGACGGGGAAACGUAAAGUAAAAAAGAGAGUGCCAAAGAGUUACACAGGCUCUGGAGCCAGGGGCGGAAUGGAUGCUCCCAAGCCUGCGUUUGGAGAGAUCCAUAUUCAGGGCAGACCCCAGAAGGUUCCGCAACCCGUGGAGAAAUACUUUAAAUGUGUCAGAAUGAGUGCACUGAGCUGGCCCUGCAAAACUGCACUGCAAAACUCAACAGAUACACAAGGAAGACCGACGGAUACAACAGCUGGCCAGACAGAAACACCAGGCAGGCAGACACACACACCAGAAACAUUGGCCAGACGGAUAGACCAACCAGACAGACAGAUGGACACACCAAACAGACAGACAGACACACUGGCCAAACGCACGUGCACAAUGACCGACAACCAAGGCAGACAGACAAUCACACAGCCAGUGAAUGACGGUGACGGUGAAACCAGUAAUGAGUACCCGGUUGGAGUGGAAGCCAGCAGAGAAGAGAGACACACUGGAACAGAGAGACAGGAAACCGGCUAUACGUCUGAAGCCCCAGAAAGAGUCAACUCGCUGGACGGAAAUAUGCCAGGCUUCCUAAAACCCUGCUCCGUCAAGCUCUUCUGUUUGCCACAGCAUACUCUAGAGGCGCAUCGCAUUAAGGGAUUGAAAGGAACUCUAUUUUAGAAGCUUCUUAUCUGCCAAGGUCUUCGUUGCGGUUCCGGGGGCACGCUAAGAAACUGCAAAUUUAUGAAUUCACCUGUGGAUUUCUAAGAAACAUUUCUGAAUUUACCUGCAGGAUAUCUAUGUGAAAUUCAAGUACAUUGACACUUUUUAAUUACUUAUAUACUUUUUAUGUAUUAAUUUUAAUGAAAGUAGACGGUUGUAUCAACUUCCUAUCUCUAUUGUUUCCCUGGGGCCUUGGAGUUCACAGGCCAUUCAUUUUUGACAGUGUUGUUAAAAGUAUUGUUUCAGACAUAGUUUAACAUGAAACAUAGUGUUGUCCUAUAGUUUUUAAUGGCUGACAUUAACUCCCAUUGGACUUACAUGUGGUGCCUUGUUGUAAAAAAAAAAGAAUGUUUGUCUCGCUCUCUCGCAUGGCAAUAAUUCAAAUUUUAUUGACAACGAAACUCGGAAUAAAAAGUUUAUUGAAAUAUACCGUUUAUUGUAAUAAACUAACAUUUGUCAAUGUUAGUCAACUUAAAACUCUUCUAAAUCUCUUCAGGACCACCUACAACAUUUGACAAAUCGUCCUCCGCCAUAUUCCACUCUCUCCUGCUCUCUUAAUGUGUUGGCUAUUGUUGUGGUGGUGUUUAUUUUUUUUUACCUUUUGUUUGAUUGUCUAUACUGUCUGUAUGUAUUCCUAUCUUAUUUGUAUAGCGUCUUUGAGUACUUAGAAAAGCGCUAUAAAAAUACGGAUCAAUUAUUAUUAUUUGUAUAAUAUAGAAGUAGUAGUCUCAGAGAGACCACUCAAUAUGACAAGAGCACAAAGGUUGAAGAACUAUGUUCACACUCCUGUGUUGAAGCAGAGAAACGUCCUUGAGGGCACAGCUGCAGAUAGGGAUGCCACCGCUACUACUGCUACUAUGGCAGAAGGGGAGCAUUCAGUUCUUCGGCAAGAAAAGUAAGCAAGGGUCAAAUUGUGAUGGCUAGACGACCGUGUCAGAGCAUCUCCAAAAGGAAGGUCAUGCUGUCCUAUGUCCAACGCCAAAACCAUAGUGAGGCACGUGAGAUUCAGAACUGGACCAUGGAGUAAUGGUAAAAAGUUACCUGGGGUCUCAUUUAUAACCGUUGCGUACGCACAAAACGGGGCUGAAAUUAAUUCUAGUCAACUGCGUUAUUUCUCAGUUAUAACUCCAGAAACAUCCACUUAGAAUAGAAAAUAAAUAAAUAUUUUAAUCCCGUCACUCCAUACUGUCCACUGACGGCGCCACUGCAUGGAAUAAAGCAUCUGUCCAACAUGUGUCAAUAACAUAUUUCUAUGUGACACUGUAAACCCAUAAUCAAAUGUCAAUUAAAUCCCAAGUGUGGAAAACCAAGCCACACUCAUCACAAUCGUUGUCCGUUACUCUUGAUGCUUUUCAUGACAAAUCAGGCAUUAAAAAGGGGUUAUGUUCAAGAACAUUUUACGUGGGUGAUUACAAACGGAUUAUCCAAGGUGUUCUCGGUCAGUCUUAUUACCGUAACCCUAUAAAUACAGAGGUGAGCGCCGUGGUAAUGCUGCACCAUAUGGCACUUCUGGCGGACCAUGCAUAGGGCAGGAUUCGGAGGGAGAGGGUCUUUAGGGACCAUAACGAUUUAUUGGUAUGCUACAUAAAAAUAUGUAACUUUAUGUCAGACCACUUCUUUUUUAAUUCUGGGACUGUGCGCUCCGUGCUACUGACAGAGUUCACUGCUGCAGCAACAUGUUGCCACUCACUCUGCUUUUUGUUGUUGGCGAACACAAUUAGGAACACACAGCUUGCAUCCAGCUUGCAUCCAGUUGCAAGCUUAGACUUCAUGCCUCAGUUGAAAGUUAAACCAGUAAUGCCUGAGGUUGGAGCAUCUAGGUCAGAGACCAGUGUCCUAGAUGUGCCCAUGGUUCCCAGUGCUGCUGUUGCAUCUGAGUCAGGAUAUCUGAACAAAAUAUUCAAGAAAAUGCCAGAGGGUGUAGCUGAACUACACAAACAAGAAUUAACAUCUCAGAAUAUGACUUUUAAAAAAUACUUUUACGUUUGUGGUAAGCCACAGAGUAAAAUCUCCGGUCACUUGAAAAGGCACAGGACACAUGCUUGAGUAGUUCAUGUGUUUACCCUUCCUGAUAAAUCUAAAGAGCGGAAGAUUUUAUUCGAAAAAAAUAGGAACAAGUUAAAUUUUAAACAUCAUACUGAUGAAGGAUAACGCAAUGAUAGGAAUGUUUAUUCACUGUAUGUACUGUCAAGGUAUGUGCAUUCGCAAGGAGUUCUGGAGGCAUGUCCGCAGAUUCCCCUGUAAACCCGAAUAUUUGGAUAAGGAACCUGGGAGAACCAAAGUACUGGGUCUGGCUGCAGCUCCAGGCGUGAGGAGAAAUGGAGGCUGAUGAGUUCUUUGAGGUAACGGGGGGGAGUGCCUUGGAGGCACUGGUGGGACAGAAGGGAGAUCUUGAAUUCGAUCCUGUACUGGACAGGAAGCCAGUGGAGGGACUUGAGGAUGGGUGUGAUGUGGUGGUACUUCCGCAUCCACAUCAGGAUCCUGGCAGCACAAUUCUGGAUGUACUGCAGCCGCUGGAUGUUCUUGCUGGGGAUCCUGAUGAGGAGUGCUUUGCAGUAGUGCAGCCUGGAGGAGAGAAAGGUGAGGACAAGUUUUUUGGAAUCGGGGAGACUGAGUAUGGGGCGGAGUUUUGCAAUGUUCCUCACGUAGAAGAAGGAGGUUUUGCAAAGAUGUUGAAUGUGGGCCUGGAACGGUAAAUAAGCCACAUGUUCUAAUUUACCCAGGUAAACCUUUGGUCUGUCUUGGAUUAAGCGGAAAUGGCAAAGUGGCCAUGUUUGCAGUCUUUUACUUAUCUACAAAAUCAUUAAAACCUUAUUUGAUGUUGUCCAUUAUGUGGUGAAGAAACCAGUCAUAACUGUUAGCUAGAAACAUGUCAUCAGAAAUAGCAUAGACUAAAAUAAUUUACAUAAUCGAUUAUACAGUUUGCCCAGUACAGUUUGCCCAGUCACUGCAAAGUAUGACUACCUUUUUCAGAAGCUCUGUGAAGUGGGGCGUUUGUUGUUGUGUCUGUGCACAGAAUUCUCAAAACAUAACAUGGAGGGGGCUGUUAAACCUGCUAACUUCCAGAGAGUUGUGCGAGCAGUAAAGAAAGUGUUGAGGUUUGAUGAAGAGAUCACUCAUUCCUAAUGCAUCAGUCUGUCAUGGUCUGCUCCUGAUUUUUCCGUUCACCUGCCUGCCACGCUGAUCUCACCUCA
This is a messenger RNA of Gadus chalcogrammus (walleye pollock), 8502 nucleotides long. RefSeq lists its product as uncharacterized. Gene Ontology annotation, biological process: regulation of transcription by RNA polymerase II. Bases 311 to 5266 code for a protein of 1651 amino acids. NCBI's taxonomy places the organism in Eukaryota, Metazoa, Chordata, Actinopteri, Gadiformes, Gadidae. Gene Ontology annotation, molecular function: RNA polymerase II cis-regulatory region sequence-specific DNA binding; DNA-binding transcription factor activity. The record is from RefSeq and is a predicted model, not a curated record. The transcript is spliced from 5 exons.